Molecule: messenger RNA, 468 nt
Organism: Lycium barbarum (goji berry)
Lineage: Eukaryota; Viridiplantae; Streptophyta; Magnoliopsida; Solanales; Solanaceae
Product: GTP-binding protein YPTM2-like
Exons: 2
Coding region: 1-453 (150 amino acids)
Molecular function (GO): GTP binding; GTPase activity
Source: RefSeq, a predicted model, not a curated record
AUGGGAAUGGAGAAUAGAUUUUGCCUUUUGAAACUUGGGACUUUAAUUUUACUUAAUGGAUUUUGCUUCUUGUACUAUCGCGGUGCACACAGAAUAAUUGUGGUUUAUGAUGUAACCGACCAAGAGAGCUUCAACAAUGUCAAGCAAUGGUUGAGUGAAAUAGACCGAUAUGCAAGUGAUAAUGUGAACAAACUUCUUGUUGGAAAUAAGUGUGAUCUCACAGCACAGAAGGUAGUUUCCACAGAGACAGCUCAGGCUUUUGCUGAUGAAAUUGGCAUACCUUUCAUGGAAACAAGUGCAAAAAGUGCCACUAAUGUAGAACAGGCUUUCAUGGCUAUGGCUGCUUCAAUCAAGAACAGAAUGGCAAGCCAACCGGCAAGAGCGGUUGCUGUUCAUCUUGAAAGGACGAAGCUCUGUUGCCUUGAUGAUGAUUCUGAUGUGGAGUUGUGGUGAAGCUGGCACGCAACA